ACGUAAUGAUAAACCGUCGUACAAGGUUCUGGGCGCUUUACCGCUGCCCUGCAAGAUGAAAGUUAGGGUUAGGAGUAAAGCACUUUGAUAGCAGGACCUGUUUUGCCUAGCUAGUGUGUGUGCGUGUGUGAGAUAUAAGCAAAGGAGCAAUUUUAGCUUGAGGCCGUCUUAAAGUUCUGCUCAUUUGCUUCUAACCACAUUAUAUUAAUGCAAUAAUUCUUCGUGUGCUUACUAGCAUCUGCGACCAUCCCGAUCUUUAAAUUAUUUUAAAGUGACUGUAUAGAAGAAAUAAGGGACGUAAACAUAAACCAGUACAACAGAUUAUUUCUGUAUGAAUUGGUGUUUCUGCAGCCAUGCCUCCUCCAGAUACCAUGUACUGCAGCCAGCAGAUCGCAAUUCCCACUGAACUGCCCGACAUCCUGAAACAGUACACCAAGGCAGCCAUCAGGACCCAGCCCAAGGAUGUGCUGCAGUGGUCUGCAGCGUAUUUCUCUGCGUUAUCUAAAGGAGAGCCCUUUCCUGUCAAGGAGCGAGUGGAGAUGUAUACUGCAACCCAGAGGACAGACAGUGGGCUGACCCCUGGUCUGCUCAAAGUCUUGCAUCAACAGCUUUCCCACGAGCAGACGUGUAGCCGGGAGGAGCUGCAGAAGAAAUGGAAGGGGCUGUGUUUACCCAUGAUGCAGCUUGAGACCAUCAUGUCUCUGGGCAACUUCAGCUCAGAGGUCCACUGGAUGCACUUCCUGGCCCUAGGCUGCAGUUCCCUUGGUGGGACCAUCACCAGUGCCUUGAAGUUUGCCUGUGAGCUCCUGACGGAGGAAGAGGAGGGUUCUGCGGCGUGGAUCCGCUUUGACACCUUCGCCAGCCUCUACACCUACCUGGCCGGGCUGGACGGGGAGGUCCCCCCCGACCACAUCAGCGGUUACCUCGACAACCUGCGGAUGCAAGCGGCGCUGCAGGGGGGAAUGGUGAAGCCAUCGGACUUCGUUCAUCUCGAGAACGUGGACAUGUCGUCUCCUGCCACGGUGACCUCUGAAGGGCCGUCUCAGUGUGCCGCCGUCGCAGAAGCCACCUAGCAUUCGGGUGCUUUUUGGUUUUAAACGUAAACGAGAGAGAAAGCUGAACUUGCGUGUCGAGUCGGGCUCAGGGGGGGGAGACCCCGCUGAGAACGGACCAGCGAUCAAAUUUGUGUGUCCUCGUGAAGAUUAGGCCUACAUGUAGAUGUGUGGAGGAUCUGGUAUCCAUUUGAAACAGCAUUAAACAGCGUUUAAUGCUGUUUAAUGCAGCAUUAAACCCCCCAACCCCCAGAUUGCAUUUGAACCUUUGACCUAACCGCAUAAUGUUCUCAUCGAUCGGAUGUCAAACAUAUUUCUAUGGGGGGCAUAUUUCUAUGGUGCUGAAUCGGGUGCAUCACCGACGCCAUAAGUUCUUGGGGCAUUGUGAAAGAAACUGCCCGAGGCCAUGGCGGAAGAGGCGGUUAUAUUUGACCUUUGGGAGAAGGAACCUCUAUGCUCUGCGUGUCAUUUGUCUUGCGAGCCGAGUGUGUGUUUCUCAAGAGUGUGUUAUUUUAUCCCUGAGUUUUUUAAUGUAGACAUAUGUCUUAUUUAUGUCACCUGAUUGAACAAAAUAUGUCAAUAGUAACUUAUAAAGUUUAUUCUCCAUUGUGAGGGUUAGUAUGAGGAUUGUGUUUGCUAAUCUGCACAAACAAACCCAACAAACAUCCGCAUGCACACAAACACACACACACACACACACACACACACACACACCACAAAUCCCAAUUAAACAGAAAAGCUUGGUGAUUAAAAUUGCUUAAUUGCUACUUGUGCUCCAUUGACAUUGUCCAUAUUUGAGUAGGCUGCGACAACAUUGUCUCUAAAUUUAAACGCAUUCGCUUUGCCAGAGCUCUCUGAAUAUAAUCAAUGUUUUUCAUCCCACGCUAUUAACCAAUCAUAGCAGGAGUUUCUAAUCAAGACAUUCAAAUGCGGCGUCAUUAGCCCUGAUCUGUAAAGAAGAUGGGGAAGAGAGGAACUGAGUUAAUAGGAAAAAAUCUGCUAACACACACACAACCUCUUUUCUUUAAACACACUCAGCCCAGCUUAAUUCCGGCCCUCAUUUUGGCUUCGCACACAAACAUAAGCAAACUGUUCUCACAGAUUCUCUCCUCUCUCAUUCUGAUUUAAUCACUCAGUUACACACACACACACACACACACAGAGGCGUGUUUGUGCCGAGGUGCACACUUUACAAGAGAUCUUUGUGAGGCGGCCCAGCUCCAGGUAUGUCGAAAGCAAAGAGGGUUGGGGGGGGGGGGCUGUUUUGGUUGAGUGUGGUUUUAAGGAAGGAACCACGGUAGGACUGAACCAGGGGUCCUAGGGGAAGGCAUGCAGAGACUUGCCUGACUCCCUGGAAGCAAAGGACUCUUUGUUAAUUUAUUUGUUUAAACAUGUGCUCACAGGCCCAGGCAGUGCUCUGGUACGUACACUAAAGAGUAACUUUAAUCCUAAUUUGGUUCUCCAUACUCUCUUUCAGCUUUAUCCUAUUUUCAUACAAAUCGUUCUCUUUUGGUUUGACCUCACAAAGGGAAAAAGCCACACUCUGUUCGUAAUUUGAACUCUGCGUCAAGGUUACAUUGUACUAGUUCUCGCCCUGCCUGGUCGUAUCCGAACAGGGAAAGCAGAAGCAAUUUGCUUCAUGGUUUUAAUUAAGGCCCGACAGGAUGUGUGCGGGUAGAAACUUGUUGACUGAAGAGAACCCUUUCUCCACAUGAGAGGAAGACGCUUGUAGACAACAGAGUUGUAGAAGACUUGUGGCACGGCAUGGCGCCUCAUGUUGGUAUUUCAGGUAUUCGGUUGAAAAAUAAAGUAAGAAAACAAUAGGUGUGUAAAGUGAAUGAGGGGAACACAAUAUGUUGGGCAUUACUUUGUCUCUGGCACCUGUAAUCUCUGAGUGAAUGUGAGGUGGUGCUUGAAUACAUUCAUCUUUUGUUUUAUUCACUAGAAGAAACAGUAGAAAGGUUAUUUAUGGAUGUGUUUUUCUGUGUGGUGAAUUCUUUCCUGACUGGGACUGUUGAUGGUGCCGGUGAAAGCACUGCUUUUGCGGAAAACACGUGGAUGUGGUGCCCAAGUCACGGUUUUAUCAUGACAUCACUGUCUUCAGUAUCUCAUAGCCAACAACACAUGGGCUUUGGGAAUUUUGUGGGUUAUCUGUUGUCUUGCACCCUUCCAUUACAAAUGACAGACAGGCCGGGGCAGGUCCUACCACCACCGUGUCCGUGACAAACAUUACAAGGUCACAGACGAGGAUCGAGGUCAGCGAAACAGUUUCAAAUGCAGAAAUCAUAUUGCUCAAGGGUUAGAUGACCCAUAAUGAUCUGUCACUUCUUCUGUACUUAGUUCGGGGUAAUGCAGUGAAUACAGAGACAGCAGAGCCUGACUUCAACAGCAUAAAAGCCACACAUACGGCUAUACCUUGGCAUAGCUGAUGAGGGACAUAGCAGAUGUGAGCCAGCUAAUAAAAGGCCUGUUAAUCAGCGGAAAAAGACAAAAAAAACAGAAGCCACGCAUGUGUUUUGGUGCCCGCACUUAAACAAAGCAGCUGGUUCCAGCCGUAUAUAUAUAGUGUACCAGCAGGGAACACAUGGAGCAGUCAAAGGAUUAACCGCAACAACACUAAUUUAUACAUUUGUUUCUUUGAUGUAAUUUAGACGUAAAUAAAGUAUCGUGUUUUGAAGAACUACUCUAGCGAACCUAAUCUCCCUUUGGAGUGGAAUAAAGUCUGUCUGUUUGUCUGUU
Molecule: messenger RNA, 3791 nt
Organism: Gadus morhua (Atlantic cod)
Lineage: Eukaryota; Metazoa; Chordata; Actinopteri; Gadiformes; Gadidae
Gene: ropn1l
Product: rhophilin associated tail protein 1-like
Exons: 8
Coding region: 354-1073 (239 amino acids)
Source: RefSeq, a predicted model, not a curated record